Didymodactylos carnosus is the source of this 1440-nucleotide messenger RNA. The record is from the annotation of a GenBank genome assembly. NCBI's taxonomy places the organism in Eukaryota, Metazoa, Rotifera, Eurotatoria, Philodinida, Philodinidae.
AUGGAAGUUAUGCCAAUAGAUAUUUCGUCAAGUGGUCCUGCUUACAACCUGGAAGCAGCUAUUGAUCACAUUGGAAUUGGAGUAUUUCAAUGGCGUUUAGUGAUCAUAUUAGGAUUUUGUACGAUGUCAGAUGCCAUUGAAAUGAUGUUAUUGGCUAUACUGGGACCAGCUUUAACAUGUGAUUGGAACAUUACACAAUGGCAAGUGGCAACAUUAACAACAGUCAUUAUAACAAGUGCCGUUUUGAAUACAACAUUUGGAAUUUUAACAGCGUUUUCACCAAGUUACCAUUGGGUAGUUUUGGCGAGAGUUUGUGUUGGUUUUGCACUGAGUGGUGCGGCUCAAGGUGCUACAUUAAUGUUAGAAUUUCUACCAUCGACAUAUCGUGCUACAAUCGUUAUAGUUAUUGAAUUAUUUUGGUCUUUGGGUGCUAUUCUAGAAUAUUUAAUGGCUAUGUACGUUAUACCACCCUAUGGAUGGAGAACAUUAACAAUUUUAUCAGCUUUACCAAUAUCAAUUGUAGCCGUAUGUAUGUAUUUUAUACCAGAAUCGCCUAGAUAUUAUUUAGCAAGUGGAAAUGCAGACAAAGCAGAAAUGAUUCUUAAAACAGUUGCAUUGACAAACAAACGUGCAUUACCACCAGGAAAAAUAUUAGAUGGCCAUAUAAAAGAAGAAUGCGGAUCAUUCAGUCAGUUGUUUCAUUUCAAUUAUAAACGUACAACAUUUUUAUUAACAUUUAUGUGGAUAACAGUAGCCAUGAGUUAUUAUGGACUAAUUUUAAUUAAUACAUCCAUAUUUACAAUGAAUGUUGAUGUGCCAUCAACAUCAAAAGAAAAUUGUAAAAUGUUAACGGAUAAUGAUUAUAAAUCUUUGAUUCUUACAACAUUUGGAGAAAUGGCCGGUAUUCCAUUGUUAUUACUUCUCUUAUCAAAAUUUGGCCGUCGUGCCGUGUCUGUGAUUAAUUUUACAUCAGCAUCAAUUUGUUUUUCGCUACUUUUUGUUGCACGUAAUACACAUUGGGCAAUUAAUACAAUCACAUUUUUGGCACGAAUGUUUAUUAAUAGCCAAUUUAGUCUCUUGUAUUUGUAUACAAUGGAAGUUUAUCCAACAGUUGUUCGUGCCAUUGCUGUUGGUUCAGCUUCAUCCAUGGCUCGUGUUGGUGCAAUGAUUACACCUUUUCUUGCUCAAGUUUUAAUUAAACAUACAUUUAUUGGCACAAUUCUUGUUUAUACGAUAGCUACCGGCAUGGCUGCGUUUUGUGCAUUUUUAUUACCAAUUGAGACAAGAGGACGAGAAUUGAAACAAUCGCCGAUCGAUAUUCCGUCCGAGCAAUCAUCACCAUCUGCACUUGAUCAAAAACUGAAUGUUUUGGAAUCCGUUGAUGGUGGAUUUGUGAAUAAAACUUAUUCUUCAAUGGAUCAUAUCGAUGUGAAAGAGUGA